Messenger RNA from Ziziphus jujuba (common jujube), 2381 nucleotides. Its product is annotated as probable indole-3-acetic acid-amido synthetase GH3.1. Gene Ontology annotation, molecular function: acid-amino acid ligase activity. Gene Ontology annotation, cellular component: cytoplasm. The transcript is spliced from 3 exons. The record is from RefSeq and is a predicted model, not a curated record. NCBI's taxonomy places the organism in Eukaryota, Viridiplantae, Streptophyta, Magnoliopsida, Rosales, Rhamnaceae. The coding region runs from base 164 to 1954 and encodes 596 amino acids.
UCCUCAUCAACCUAACUUUUCAACUCUCUCUUCCAAUUUCAAUUUCUCUCUCUCUCUCUCUCUCUCUCUCUGAAACACUCUCUUUCUCUCUCCCUCUCUGUUCUUUAGAUAUUACACGCAUUCUCUUUUUCUCAUAAAAGAAACCUUGCAGUACUCGUUACAAAUGGCUGUUGACUCUGCUCUUUCUUCACCUCUCGGCCCACCGGCCUGCGAGAAAGACGCGAAAGCUCUUCAAUUCAUCGAGGAAAUGACUCGCAAUGCCGACGCCGUCCAAGAGACGGUGUUGGCCGAAAUCUUGAGCCGUAACGCCAAGACUGAGUACCUGAAAAGGUUCAAACUCGACGGUGCUAACGACCGCGAAACUUACAAAUCCAAACUGCCUGUGAUUACCUAUGAGGAUCUUCAGCCUGAAAUUCAGCGAAUUGCAAAUGGAGAUCGCUCUGCUAUUUUGUCGGCUCACCCUGUAUCCGAAUUCCUCACCAGUUCGGGGACUUCGGCUGGUGAAAGAAAGCUCAUGCCAACAAUUCAGGAAGAGCUGGAUCGUCGUCAACUUCUGUACAGCUUGCUCAUGCCAGUGAUGAACCUUUACGUGCCGGGUUUGGACAAAGGCAAAGGGCUAUACUUCUUGUUCGUGAAGUCCGAAACAAAGACACCGGGAGGGCUCUUGGCCCGACCCGUCCUCACCAGCUACUACAAGAGCGAACAUUUCAAGACCCGACCAUACGACCCGUACAAUGUCUACACAAGCCCAAAUGAAGCCAUCCUCUGCGCCGACUCUUUCCAGAGCAUGUACACCCAGAUGCUCUGCGGCCUCUUGGAGCGCCAACAAGUCCUUCGACUCGGCGCCGUUUUCGCUUCUGGUCUCCUCCGAGCCAUCCGGUUCCUCCAGCUCAACUGGCGGCUACUCGCCGACGACAUAAGAACUGGAACACUGAACCCCAAAAUAACCGACCCGGCCAUAAAGGACUGCAUGGUCCGGAUCCUUAAACCCGACCCGGAACUUGCGGAGUUCGUUUCCAGCGAGUGUUCCAAGGAAAAUUGGGAGGGAAUCAUAACCAGAAUCUGGCCGAACACCAAAUAUCUAGACGUGAUCGUCACCGGAGCAAUGGCUCAGUACAUUCCGACCCUGGAUUACUACAGCGGCGGAUUGCCGAUGGCGUGUACGAUGUACGCGUCGUCGGAGUGCUAUUUCGGACUCAAUCUGAACCCGAUGUGCAAACCCUCCGAAGUCUCAUACACCAUAAUGCCAAACAUGGCCUACUUCGAGUUCCUCCCCCACGAGCCUACUAACUCGUCCGGGGACUCGUCGCCGAAACUCGUCGACAUGGUGGACGUCGAGAUGGGAAAGGAAUACGAGCUGGUUAUCACCACCUACGCCGGACUCUACCGGUACCGGGUCGGCGACAUACUCCGGGUCACCGGAUUCCACAAUUCGGCGCCGCAAUUCCACUUCGUGAGGAGGAAGAACGUCUUGCUCAGCAUCGAUUCCGACAAGACCGACGAGGCCGAAUUGCAGAAGGCCGUCGAGAACGCUUCCAAACUCCUCACCGAAUUCAACACCAGCGUCGUCGAGUACACGAGCUACGCCGACACGGGGACGAUUCCGGGGCACUACGUGAUCUACUGGGAAUUGCUGGUGAAAGACCAAGCCAACUCGCCGAGCGGCGAGUUGCUGAACCGGUGCUGUUUAGCUAUGGAGGAAUCGCUGAACUCGGUGUACAGACAAGGCCGAGUGGCGGACAACUCGAUCGGACCGCUGGAGAUACGUGUGGUGAAAAACGGCACGUUUGAGGAGCUGAUGGACUACGCGAUCUCAAGAGGGGCGUCUAUCAACCAGUAUAAGGUGCCGAGGUGUGUGAAUUUUACUCCCAUCAUGGAGCUUUUGGAUUCUAGAGUAGUCUCGGCGCAUUUUAGCCCCGCCUUGCCACAUUGGACUCCAGAAAGGAGACGGUAAAAAUAUAUAAUAAUAAUAAAUUUCACUCGAAACUAAUUAACUGUUAUGUGUCUUAAGUCAACAAGGUGGUCAAUUGUCAUACAGGUUUUAUUUUUCUAUAAAUUUAAUUUUUAGGAAAACAAAAUUUACAUUUUAGGUCUUUUUUUUUUUUUUUCUUUUUUCUUUUUAAUGGGUAGGAGUAUUAUUGUGGAAAAAAGUAGAGUAUAAAAAUGUAAGUUUGAUUAGGACGUUUGUUGUUCAGGUUUUGUAUUUUGGGUUCAAUUAAACUGUGGAAAAGAAGUUGUGGGUUUUAUCCUUUGUCAAUUGUUACUUUUCACGUAAUGGAAAGUUUGUAAUUGAAUGAAAGAGGAUAAACCUUUGCUUUUGGUUCUUUUUCACAUGCUUAUCCCCAUCAUAUAUGCACCACAAUUAUUAUUAUUUUUUUUCA